UACGAUGGCAGCUGGUCCGCGGGUCAAAUGCACGGCCAUGGUAAAAUUACCUUCCCUGACGGCAUCAGUUAUGAGGGCGAGUUUCAAAACAACAAGCUUACCGGCAAGGGGGUGUACACAUGGCCCACGGGUGCUUGCUACGAGGGGCAUGUGGUGGACGGCAGGCGGGAGGGCCGGGGACGGCUGUCCUUCACCAGGUCGGCGGCAGUGUAUUACGGCCAGUGGCACAACGGCUUGCGCCACGGACACGGCUACGAGAACGGGGAUGUGUACGACGGAACGUGGGAGAACGACAAGAAGAAAGGCCUGGGCACCAUGCGCUGGUUCCAGACUCGGCAGCAGUACAGCGGCGAGUGGGACAACAACGACGGCCGGCGUCACGGCUACGGUGUGUUGUACUACGCAACAGGGGCUCGAUAUGAGGGCUACUGGCUGGGUGAUCAGAAACAUGGCCCCGGCUGCUUCGUGUUUGAAAACGGGGAGGUGUGGGCGGGCGUGUUCGCGCAGGACCGACCG
Molecule: messenger RNA, 516 nt
Organism: Volvox carteri f. nagariensis
Lineage: Eukaryota; Viridiplantae; Chlorophyta; Chlorophyceae; Chlamydomonadales; Volvocaceae
Exons: 4
Source: RefSeq, a predicted model, not a curated record